UAGGUGCCGGACUGCGUUCACUGGCGCACAAUUCUUGAAAUACAUUGACGUCCGAGCCGCGCCAUCUUUAGAAAACAGUGAACCCAAUACUGAAUGAAAGUUAAUUUUCGUCGUUUAUCCGAGCAGUUCGCUGUAUGGAGUGAUCUCGUUUUAUUUCCAGGUGUUUGAUCAGUAGAUGUGAUCAUGGGGAUCAAAGUUCAGCGCGCUCGGUGCUUUCUUGACAUUGGCAUCAGUAAUGUGCUCGUCGGCAGAGUUGUGGUUGAAUUGUUUUCAGAAUUCUGUCCCAAAACAUGUGAAAACUUCAGAUGCCUCUGCACAGGUGAAAAAGGCAUCGGCAAAGGAACUAUGAAACCCUUGCACUACAAAGGAUGUGUGUUCCAUCGAGUUGUAAAAGACUUUAUGAUUCAAGGAGGAGACUUCAGCGAAGGUAAUGGAAAAGGAGGUGAAUCCAUCUAUGGAGGCUUUUUUGAAGAUGAAAGCUUCGCUGUUAAACACAACAAGAGCUACCUGCUGUCUAUGGCAAAUAGGGGCAAAGAUACAAAUGGAUCACAGUUUUUCAUAACAACAAAACCGUCACCACAUCUAGAUAGUGUCCAUGUGGUUUUUGGUCAUGUGAUUUCUGGCCAAGAGGUUGUUCAAACCAUGGAAAACCAGAAAACGGAUCCCAAUAGUAGACCAUAUGCUGACGUGAAAGUUUUGAACUGUGGAGAACUCAUCCCAAAGUCGAAAGCAAAGAAAGACGAAAAAAUAAGAGAGCGAGCCUCUUCCAGUUCCAGCAGUAGCUCCAGCGACUCUGAGAGCUCUUCAUCAUCCUCCUCUGAUUCUGAUGAAUCAGAGAAGGAAUCUAAGAAGAAGAAAAAGAAGGCGAAAAAGCUAAAAAAGAAACAGAAGAAGAAGAAGGAAAAGAAAAGGUCAGAGGCAGAAAGUGCUGAAGAGAAAGAACAAGAAGAGUUGGUUACUUCUACUGUACGUCCUGAAGAAAUUCCAACCAUCCCAGAGAAUCGAUUCCUCAUGAGGAGGAGUCCCCAGGUGGUCCAGAAUCCAAAAGAGGAGGCUGAAAAGUCUCAGCCGAAUAAAGAGGAAAGGCCCAGAGAGAGUUCUGGCAUAACAUAUAAUUCUCAGCCAUCAUAUCAUAAAAGACUGGCGAUGACACGAUCCGGGAGGAAGAUAAAAGGCAGGGGUCCAAGGCGCUAUCGGACUCCGUCUCCUUCAAGGUCCGGAGAUCGUUUCCAGCGCAGUGAAACCCCUCCACACUGGCGUCAGGAGUUGCAGCGUCAGAGGAUGAGGGCAGUCACCGGAGAACGCUGGAUUAAGGGUGACAAAGGGGACAUGAACGAGGCCAAGGAUGACGCUGCUAAAGCUCCAAGAAGAGAGAGGCGGACCUCCGACACAAAGCAUGACCACACAGCUGAGGGUAAAAAAGACAAGAAAACUCGGUCACAUAGAUCCAAAAGCAAAGAGGAAGACACUGUUGAGAAGGAUGAGAAGCAUAGCAAACACAAGGCAAAGAAAAGAGAUAAAUCUCAAAGCCGCAGCAAAAGCAGAGAAAAGAGUAGGAGGUCAAAAAGCAGAGAGAAGGGUCACAAGCACAAAAGUGAUGAUGGGAAAGGUCGCUCAAAGAGCAAAGACAAAAAUGAUAGUAAGAAAGAAAAGGAGUCAGAGCCCAAUAAAGAUAAAAAUAAGGGUCAUGACUCUGACAAAAAGCAAAAAGAGGACACCAAAGGAAGAAAUGGUGAGAGCCCUAGGACAAAGUCCAAAAGUAAGGAAAAACCAACUGCAAAAGAUGGCCGCAGAUCAAGUAGCAGGGACAGGAGCGGACCUGCAGUGUCUAAAGACAAAGAAGAAAAAUGCGAAAAAGACAGAGAGAGGGGCAAAGAGCGUAGCAGGAGUCAGGAAAGACGACACAACAAUGAAAGGGAGAACAAGAAGCGAGGGACAUCCAGGGAUAGGGAACAUAGAACAAGAAGUCCAGACAGAAAUAAGUCGAGAAACUCCCACAGAGGCAGGCGCUCCAGAAGCAGGAGUAGUAAGAGGGACCACAGCCGAGAUCGAUCCCCUCAUAGAAGAGACAGGGACAGAGAGUCUGCCAACCAAAGGAGAAGACGGAGCAGCAGCUCUGAGAGCGAUAGAGAUGAGAAAAGGAAGAGUCGAAAGAGUCCAGAUUCCAAACGGAGAGAAGCGAAUAGCACCUCCAAGUCCAAAGACAGGAGAAGUCCGGCCAAACCAAGACCAGAUAGUACAAAGGGCAAAGACCGAAACAACCGCAAGAGAAAUAAAAGCAGCUCUAGCUCAAGCUCUGACAGCGACUGAUCCUGUGAUGAUACCCGAAUAGAUUGGGAGUUUUGAAGUUUGUCCCCAUUUCACCCCAACUACAUAUGUAAGCAUAUGUAAGUAUGCAGCAUCAGCUUUCCAUCUAGAGUAGACUUAUCCACAUUCCUCAUUCAGUGCAUACAAUCCCACUCCACCCUUCAUCCAAAGCUAACAUGAUUGUACAAAAGUCCGUCAAGGGUUAUUUUCCAAACUGUUAAGAAGUGUGUGAAUACCACUCAAACGUACAAUGGCAGCCUGUAUCAUCAUGCGAGCUUUGGACUGCAUUCUGCCGCUGAAGGGGUUGUGGAUGUGUCCCCCAUCAAGUGCAUUACACUGUUGAUGUGUAGCUGAAGCCACGCAGACAGUUUGAGGAAGGAUUUCCUCAAGACUCUUAAAUUUGGCAAAUGUCUGAUUGGCAAAUCAUUUUUACAACAAUCAAGUUUCUUGCAUGCGUAUCUCUCAUCGUUUGAUGACAUAUGUACAUCCAUGACUUCUUUUUGGAUAUCUGUGACCUUGUACUGUAAUCCUAUUUGUCAACCGGUUUUGAGUUUGUUUGUUUUUAUAGACAGAACUGUCAGUCAUGCUGAAAGUACAAUAUGAAAUCAAUUUGUAUAAAUUGUGUUUUGUGCAAGUUGAUUUUAUGAACUCUACUGCCAUGUAGGAUGAAUUAAAAGGCUCAAAUUUGA
Messenger RNA from Cyclopterus lumpus (lumpfish), 2996 nucleotides. It is a transcript of the gene ppig, whose product is annotated as peptidylprolyl isomerase G (cyclophilin G). Lineage: Eukaryota; Metazoa; Chordata; Actinopteri; Perciformes; Cyclopteridae. The transcript is spliced from 13 exons. The coding region runs from base 184 to 2310 and encodes 708 amino acids. Gene Ontology annotation, biological process: protein folding; protein peptidyl-prolyl isomerization. Gene Ontology annotation, cellular component: nucleus. The record is from RefSeq and is a predicted model, not a curated record. Gene Ontology annotation, molecular function: peptidyl-prolyl cis-trans isomerase activity.